Xylona heveae TC161 is the source of this 2021-nucleotide messenger RNA. RefSeq names its product adenosine deaminase family protein. The transcript is spliced from 3 exons. Gene Ontology annotation, molecular function: adenosine deaminase activity. Lineage: Eukaryota; Fungi; Ascomycota; Xylonomycetes; Xylonales; Xylonaceae. The record is from RefSeq and is a predicted model, not a curated record. The coding region runs from base 107 to 1909 and encodes 600 amino acids. Gene Ontology annotation, biological process: inosine biosynthetic process; adenosine catabolic process.
GAUUUUGCAGUGACUAAAUUCUAUGACAGCACCUAAUUACAGGGGUGGCUAACAUUCUUAACGUCCAAUAUACAAUUGAUUUGACUGAGAAAGAAUAUUACGCAAAAUGUCUUCUAUAGCACAUGAAGAUGCACAAAGCGAUGGCGAUGACUGGGAUGAAAUCGAGGAGGGUGUUCCUCAGAUGACCGACCCAUUCAUGCAGAAAUACAUACAAGGGCGAGACGCAUUAAUAUCCCAAGAAAAGAAAUUACGCAGUGAUAAUGCAUUCCGUCAGUCUCUUUCCCCAGCGGCAGCUGAAGCUUGCGCUAUCGUGUCGCGGAUUCGAGCUGAAGAGCGUCGAACGGUCUGGACAGGCGCGUUUGAAGAAAGUCUCAUUACACAGGAGAAGGCUGAUGUUUUCCCGGGAAUGAUGUUCACCUUGGCCAAAGACCGAAUGCAGCAAACUCGUCUUUGGAAAAUUGUGGAAAAGUUGCCCAAGGGCUCGCUUUUGCAUGCUCAUCUUUGUGCAAUGAUUGAGCUAGAUUGGCUAUUUGAGCUGGCUCUUAGUAUAGAUGGGAUGUGUAUUUCCUCCAUGACGCCAUUAACAAGUAAGGCAGACCUUGAGAUGGGUGAAGUGGCAUUUCAGUUUGCGAAGACCACCAAUGCAAACACGAGGACCGCCGGUGAUCCGGAUACAAAUGCGGCAAUCUGGACCUCGGACUAUACGCCCGGUACCCUGGUGCCUCUUGUGGCUGCCGCAGACAGUUUUCCGGAUGGUGGCCGCGCGGGAUUUCUUUCUUGGCUGAAAGAUCGCUGUACGAUAACCGCCGAGGAAUCGCUGAAGCAUCAUCACGGGCUAAAUGCGAUUUGGAGAAAAUUCAUCUCUACGUUUGCUAUCCUCAAGUCUUUGUUGUUCUACGAGCCGAUUUUCCGCCAAGCCAUUAGGAAGAUGUGUCAUCAGCUGCUCAGCGAUGGCGUGAGGUGGGUUGAUUUGAGAGAAGUCUUCAUGUUCGAGUAUAGAAAAGAAGGCUCCGAAGCUCCGUUGGAAGAGUUUGAAGGAUAUGCGGAGAUGAUUCGUGUAAUGGGCGAAGAAGUGGAGAAGUUUAAGGCAACCGAGGAAGGGAAGGGUUUCUGGGGCGCGAGAAUGAUAUGGACUACGCUGAGACAUCUUGAUCGAAGGAGCGUUAUUGAAAAUAUGAACUACUGCAUUGAGGCCAAACUAAUGUAUCCUGAGCUUAUUGCGGGAUACGAUCUCGUUGGCCAAGAGGACAUGGGCCGAACUUUGAAAGAUUUGACGCCUGAGCUAUUCUGGUUCCGCAAAUCCUGCGCAGAAGAAGGCGUAGAGAUCCCAUUCUUCUUCCACGCCGGAGAGUGCCUUGGCGACGGCAGUGAGACGGAUCACAAUCUCUUUGAUGCUAUUCUGCUGGGGACGCGCCGUCUUGGGCAUGCUUAUUCAUUAUACAAGCAUCCCCUUCUCAUUGACAUGGUCAAGGAAAAGAAAAUUUUGGUCGAAUCUUGUCCCAUCUCGAAUGAGGUAUUACGGCUCACAGGGUCCAUUUGUUCACACACCCUCCCGGCGCUACUGGCUCGUGGAGUCCCUGCAUCGCUCUGCAACGAUGAUCCUGCUAUCCUCGGGCAGGGAACGAGUGGGACGACGCAUGAAUUCUGGCAGUGUCUUCAGGCGUGGGAUAAUUUGGGGCUAGAGGGUCUUGCAGCGCUGGCAGAAAAUAGCGUCCGGUGGAGCCCAUUCGAGGAUGAGAGUGCUGCAGACUGGGUCAAGGGAAUUAAGGAUGGCACUUUUGGGAAAGGGCUCCGGGCUGCGAGGCUGAAAGAAUGGAAUAUUGAAUGGGAGCGAUUCUGCCAGUGGGUGGUGGAGGAAUAUGGAGAUGACGCCGAGGGUGCAGAGGGCGGCGAUGAUGCAGAGGCUUGAAUCGCAGAUGAUUGCGACAGUAUUCCAGGUUGUUCAGAACCUGACGAUGAUCAUACCAAGACCAACUUAGAUGAGAAGCGUUCUCGUAUCUACAUUCAACAUUAUCCAUACC